CAGAAGAACCCUACCUAGAUACCUAGCGCAGCUCUUAGCCUCUCCCUGCUCUAGUGCUCUGCCCAUCCCUUCUCGCUGCUCAGCUGGUCGCCUGCUCUGUAUUGCCACCACCGCCGAACAAGCAACCCCACCGCGACGAUCGUAGACAGAACGAUCGCCGACCGUUGAUACCGCCGGUACAUCGCCACAGCUGAUGGUCGAAUUCAUCAAUGCACCUGAUGGUCCUCUAAGCAACUCAGCACAAGACAAUUGACAUUGUUUUAGCACGAGGAGAGAGAGAAGCUUGAUAGUUUGGCGCAGGCUUGCUUCACGGGGCUCAGAUUCUCAAUGAUGGCGGCUUCUUUACAUACCGGUGUGAGAAUACCUAUCAAGUCACACCAGUUCCAUUAUAAGCCCCCCCACAUACACCCUUCUUUUAGAUUGGCUACGAUCCGCUGCUCUGUCGCUGCACCCAGCAAACGCUACUCCAUCACUCUCCUCCCCGGUGAUGGUAUCGGCCCUGAAGUCAUCUCUGUCGCUAAGAAUGCUCUACAACUCACUGGCUCUCUCGAAGGAAUUGAGUUUGGGUUCAAUGAGAUGCCUAUGGGUGGGGUUGCUAUUGAUUUGACUGGAGUGCCUUUGCCUGAGGAGACUCUUUCAGCCGCAAAGCAAUCUGAUGCUGUUCUUCUUGGAGCAAUUGGAGGGUAUAAAUGGGACAACAAUAAAAAGCAUUUGAAGCCUGAGACCGGAUUGCUUCAGCUUCGAGAGGGUCUUAAGGUCUUUGCAAACUUGAGACCUGCGUCAGUCCUGCCACAGUUGGUAGAUGCUUCAACAUUGAAGAGAGAAGUUGCAGAAGGUGUAGACCUAAUGGUUGUCAGGGAACUUACAGGAGGUAUUUAUUUUGGCAAACCAAGGGGUUUUGGUACAAAUGAAAAUGGUGAGGAAAUUGGUUUCAAUACUGAGGUUUAUGCAACUUACGAGGUAGAACGUAUUGCUCGUGUAGCAUUUGAAACUGCACGAAAACGUCGAGGAAAACUCUGUUCUGUUGAUAAAGCAAAUGUGUUGGAGGCCUCUAUGCAUUGGAGAAGGAUUGUGUCAGAGUUGUCCAAAGAGUACCCUGAUGUUGAACUUUCACAUAUGUAUGUGGACAACGCUGCCAUGCAGCUUGUUCGCAAUCCAAAACAGUUUGAUACGAUUGUAACAAACAAUAUAUUUGGUGAUAUUCUAUCUGAUGAAGCUUCAAUGAUUACUGGAAGUAUUGGUAUGCUUCCAUCUGCCAGUGUUGGAGAAUCGGGACCUGGACUCUUUGAGCCAAUACAUGGUUCUGCUCCUGAUAUCGCUGGACAGGAUAAAGCAAAUCCUUUAGCAACAGUGCUUAGUGCUGCUAUGCUUCUCAAAUAUGGCCUAGGAGAGGAGAAGGCUGCUCAGAGGAUUGAGGCAGCUGUUUUGGACACUUUAAAUCAAGGAUUUCGCACUAGUGACAUAUAUUCUGCUGGGCAUAAAUUAGUCGGGUGCAAGGAAAUGGGUGAAGAAGUGCUGAAGUCAAUAGAAGCUCAAGUUCCUGUAUUGCUUAGCUGAUCAUGGGCUUGUUCUUUUGGUUGGGUGUUAGGUUGCAUUAUCUUCCUUGUUGCAUGUGACACUGAGAAUUUUAAUUAUAUUCACGGAGGGGCACUUCUUGUUUGUUGAAGAUGAACACCUUGGAUUUUUAUUUUUAUUGCUUAAAAUUUCUGUUUGCCAUGUUUAUUUUUGCAUUCAUAUGUUGUUUGAAUUGUGAACAUUACUAUUUAAACCUCCUUCAUUCAAGGAGGUGGACGCUUUUUUGAAAAUGAAUGUGUAUUUUAUUUA
Messenger RNA from Ipomoea nil (Japanese morning glory), 1824 nucleotides. Its product is annotated as 3-isopropylmalate dehydrogenase 2, chloroplastic-like. Bases 328 to 1557 code for a protein of 409 amino acids. The record is from RefSeq and is a predicted model, not a curated record. Gene Ontology annotation, biological process: L-leucine biosynthetic process. NCBI's taxonomy places the organism in Eukaryota, Viridiplantae, Streptophyta, Magnoliopsida, Solanales, Convolvulaceae. Gene Ontology annotation, molecular function: magnesium ion binding; NAD binding; 3-isopropylmalate dehydrogenase activity. The transcript is spliced from 13 exons.